CCUCUCACCCUUUGGGCCAGGAAGCGCGGAAGGAACCUCCGGGGGCCAUGGACGGAGCCGUGAUGGAAGGGCCGCUCUUUCUGCAGAGUCAGCGCUUCGGGACCAAGAGGUGGAGGAAGACCUGGGCCGUGCUCUACCCGGCCAGUCCGCACGGCGUUGCGCGCCUCGAGUUCUUUGACCAUAAGGGGUUGAGCUCUGGAGGUGGCCGAGGGGGUUCGCGCCGCCUGGACUGCAAGGUGAUUCGUCUGGCCGAAUGUGUGAGCGUGGCCCCGGUGUCCCUGGAGAGCCCCCCUGAGCCCGGCGCCACUGCCUUCCGCCUGGAUACUGCGCAGCGAUCGCACCUGCUGGCUGCCGAUGCGCCGUCCAGCGCUGCCUGGGUGCAGACGCUGUGCCAAAACGCCUUUCCGAAAGGCAGCUGGGCUCUGGCGUCUGCUGAAAACACACCUAAACUUUCUGCCCUGGAGAUGCUGGAGAACUCCUUGUACAGCCCCACCUGGGAAGGAUCCCAAUUCUGGGUAACCGUGCAGAGGACUGAGGCCGCUGAGCGCUGUGGCUUGCAUGGCUCCUAUGUGCUGAGGGUAGAGGCAGAGAGGCUGACUCUCUUGACCGUGGGGGCCCAGAGUCAGAUACUGGAGCCGCUCCUGUCCUGGCCCUACACUCUGUUGCGUCGCUAUGGCCGGGAUAAGGUCAUGUUCUCUUUUGAGGCCGGCCGCCGCUGCCCCUCAGGCCCUGGAACCUUCACCUUCCAGACGGCACAGGGAAAUGACAUCUUUCAGGCAGUUGAGACUGCCAUCCACCGGCAGAAGGCCCAGGGAAAAGCGGGACAGGGGAACGACGUUCUUAGAGCUGAAGCCCAUGAAGGGGAGGUGGCAGAAGGGAAGUUGCCUUCUCCUGGCCCCCAGGAGCUCCUGGGCAACCCCCCAGCCCUGUAUGCUGAGCCCUUAGACUCCCUGCGCAUUGCUCCAGGCCCUUCCCAGGACUCCCUAUACUCAGACCCCUUGGACAGCACUCCUGCUUGGGCAGCGGAGGGGGUACAGUUGAAGAAACCUCUCUAUUGGGACUUGUAUGAGCAUGUGCAGCAGCAGUUGCUGAAGGCCAAGGUGACAGACGUGAAAGAGGACCCCAUCUAUGAUGAACCUGAGGGCCUGGCUCCAGCCCCUUCCCGGAGCCUUUAUGAUCUACCUCAGGAACCCAAGGAUGCAUGGUGGUGCCAGGCCCGGGUGAAGGAGGAGGGCUACGAGCUCCCCUACAACCCUGCCACUGAUGACUAUGCUGUGCCACCCUCUCGGAGCACAAAGCCCCUCCCAGCUCCCAAGCCCCAGGGCCUGGCAUUCCCUGAACCUGGUACUGCAACAGGCAGUGGCAGCAAAGGCCACAGCUCAGACACUGUCCUGUACAGCCAGGUGCAGAAGAGUGGAACCUCAGGGAGCUGGGACUGUGGGCUCUCUGGAGUAGGGACUGACAGGGCUGGGGUCAAGUCAGAGGGCUCUUCCUGAGAAGAAAGGCAGGGCUGGGGUUGCUGACAGGAGGACCAUGGGGAGGUGCCUCCAGGGAUCAAAGAACCCUGUUAGAACCAGUGGGUGGGAGGGGUCAGUGUGACCGGAAGGGUUAGGGGAGUUAAGGGAAGGGUGAUCAAUCCCAGGAAGUCCUAGGAAGUGGAAGAGAUGGCAGGGCUGAGAGAUGGGUUCUGGGGGGGGGCGGUCAUCACCCCAAAGCCAUCCCUUCCCUACUUCCCAAAGGAAGGGACAGCUGCUGGACCAGGUCUAUGGAAAGGGGUGUUUGGUCAGAGUGGGCACAGUUCGAGGGGCCUGUAUGGAACCUGUAGGGAGAUGCUGGACUGUGCCUAGAUCCUUACCCUUGCAUUGUUCUUUGCCAGAGAUAUAUUUAAAAUUUUUUUAAUUCUCAUUAAAGUCAGCUUGGGUUUAA
Messenger RNA from Lemur catta (Ring-tailed lemur), 1926 nucleotides. RefSeq names its product docking protein 1 (gene DOK1). Bases 48 to 1496 code for a protein of 482 amino acids. Gene Ontology annotation, biological process: positive regulation of MAPK cascade; cell surface receptor protein tyrosine kinase signaling pathway. Gene Ontology annotation, cellular component: cytoplasm. The transcript is spliced from 5 exons. NCBI's taxonomy places the organism in Eukaryota, Metazoa, Chordata, Mammalia, Primates, Lemuridae. The record is from RefSeq and is a predicted model, not a curated record.